GCUGACUUUGUCGAUAGGAGCAGCUUCCGUCUGUGUCACAGCGCGCUCCUUCCAACUUGUGCGUCACUUCCUGCACCCUCUCAUCGGUAAUCGCCGGCUUAAGCGAGUCAGCUUCGGCUGUUGUCGGGUGACAGCGCGUAUCUAGGGGCACAGACUCGCUAGCUUUAAUUCUCAUUUUCCAGUUCGAGACCACGGUGAUCAUGGAUGAGUUUGAUAUGUUCGGCUCUGUAGGUAACGGGGUAUCGGCUGAAGAGGACCCAGCUGCCGCUUUCCUGGCACAGCAGGAGAGUGAAAUUGCCGGCAUUGAGAAUGACGAAGGUUUUAGUAUCCUAGACAGUGGGGAGCUGCCAGUGUCACUACAGACAGGAGAUGGGGCUACAGAUACUGUUAUGAAUGGGGACUUUUAUCAGGAGGCAAAUGGACCAACAGAUGGCUAUGCAGCCAUUUCACAUGCUGACCGCUUACGAGCUGAGCCAGAGAGCAUUCGUAAGUGGAGGGAAGAGCAGAGGAGCCGUCUAGAGAUGUUAGAUGCAAACUCAAAAAAGCAAGAGUCUGAAUGGAAGGAGAAAGCUAGCAAGGAACUGGAGGAGUGGUAUACCAGACAGGAUGAACUGUUACAGAAGGCUAAAGCAAACAAUCGAGUGGCAGAUGAAGCUUUCUACAAACAACCCUUCGCUGACAUGAUUGGUUAUGUCACAAACAUAAACCAUCCUUGCUACAGCCUAGAACAGGCUGCUGAAGAGGCUUUCGUGAGCGAUGUUGAAGAGACCAGCCCGGGGACAGAAUGGGAGCGUGUUGCUCGUCUAUGUGACUUUAACCCCAAGUCCAGUAAACAGGCGAAGGACGUUUCCCGCAUGCGCUCCGUUUUGAUCACCCUUAAGCAGACUCCAUUGGUUCACUGAAAAUAAAGCACAACAAAACCCUGACCAUUUCAGCAUUUUAAUAUUUACUCAGAGAGCCUCUGUUUGCAAAAUCUGGUUAUAUUUUACUUCUGUACGGGGACCAAAUCUUCCUAAUGCUACCCUCUUUUCCUCCCAUGUACCUAGUGAUGAAAUCUGUAAGGGGAUCCAUCACCCUUGUGGUCUUUGUGCUUCUUUGUAAACAGAAUUAGUAUUUCAUUUAGAUUUGUGAAGAAUCAAAAUAGUGAUAUUAAAGUUUUAUCAACUGUUA
Xenopus laevis (African clawed frog) is the source of this 1170-nucleotide messenger RNA. RefSeq names its product clathrin light chain A S homeolog (gene clta.S). The coding region runs from base 201 to 902 and encodes 233 amino acids. The transcript is spliced from 7 exons. The record is from RefSeq and is a predicted model, not a curated record. Gene Ontology annotation, biological process: intracellular protein transport; clathrin-dependent endocytosis; vesicle-mediated transport. Gene Ontology annotation, cellular component: cytoplasmic vesicle membrane; membrane; plasma membrane. Lineage: Eukaryota; Metazoa; Chordata; Amphibia; Anura; Pipidae. Gene Ontology annotation, molecular function: structural molecule activity; clathrin heavy chain binding.